Echinops telfairi (small Madagascar hedgehog) is the source of this 3067-nucleotide messenger RNA. It is a transcript of the gene DHX32, whose product is annotated as DEAH-box helicase 32 (putative). Gene Ontology annotation, cellular component: spliceosomal complex; intracellular anatomical structure. The transcript is spliced from 7 exons. The record is from RefSeq and is a predicted model, not a curated record. NCBI's taxonomy places the organism in Eukaryota, Metazoa, Chordata, Mammalia, Afrosoricida, Tenrecidae. The coding region runs from base 289 to 1806 and encodes 505 amino acids. Gene Ontology annotation, molecular function: RNA binding.
UUCUGCGCACUUGUAAGACACACAGUUAGUGCGUAUAAGGGGGAGGGGGCACAGCCUCCACCUUUCAGUGGGAGGACUCGCCCAGAACAUUUGCUUCAUCGACAGCAUGCUGGCCGGGGCAUCUGGGCCCGCUCUGCAGGAACCCCCGGAGGAGGUGCCCAGAGAGGACUUGAGGCGGGCACGGCUGGCCUGAUUGUGCACUCGGACCGCGGGCCCUGGUCGAGAUGGGCUGCUGACGGGCAACCGUAGCCCACCCCCCGUGCCUCGCUCGGUCUGCAGCUGGACAACAUGGAAGCCGAGGAGCUGGAGGGCCUCAGCCCGUCCUCUGAAAAACGCUAUUCCGAGUCCCUGGAUUCCAGUGACGGGGACGGGGAUGGGGAUGAGGGGCUCCUGGUCUGCGAUGACUUGGAGCUCAACCCCUUUGACGGGCUGCCCUACUCGUCCCGCUACUACAAGCUGCUGAAGGAGAGAGAGGCGCUUCCCGUGUGGAAGGAGAAGUACUCCUUCAUGGAGAAGCUGCUGCAGAGCCAGGUCGUCAUGGUCUCCGGGGAUGCCACGUGUGGUAAGAGCUCGCAGGUCCCGCAGUGGUGCGCCGAGUACUGCCUGUCUGUGCGCUACCAGCACGGGGGCGUGGUGUGCACCCAGGUCCACAAGCAGACGGCCGUGCAGCUUGCCCUCCGCGUGGCAGACGAAAUGGACGUCAACAUCGGCCACGAGGUGGGCUACGUGAUUCCCUUUGAGAACUGCUGCACCAGUGAGACCAUCCUGAGGUACUGCACGGACGACGCGCUGCAGCGAGAGAUGAUGUCCAGCCCCUUCCUGGGCAGCUACGGGGUCAUCGUCCUGGACGGCCUCCACGAGGGCAGCAUCGCCACCGACGUGCUGCUGGGCCUGCUGAAGGAUGUGCUGAUGGCGCGGCCGGAGCUGAAGCUGGUCCUGAACGCCUCGCCCCUGCUGGUCAGCAGCCUGAGCUCCUACUACGGCAACGUGCCCCUGGUCGAGGUGCCGGCCCAGCCGCCCGUGGAGGUGGUCUACCUCAGCGGGGUGCACACAGACGCCUUCGAGGCUGUCCUGCGCCUCAUCUUUGAAAUCCACCGCUCGGGUGAGGAGGGUGAUCUGGCUGUCUUUCUGGCCUGUGAGCAGGACAUAGAAAAGGCCUACGAGGUGCUCUGCCGGGAGGGCUCUGACCUGAGCCCGGAUCUGGGCGAGCUGGUGGUGGUCCCCUUGUACCCCAAGGAGAAGCUCUCACUGUUCAGGCCCAGCGAGGACGCCGAGCAGAAGGGCCAGGCCCCUCCGAGGAGAGUGGUGCUGACCACCAGCUCCGGGGAGUCGCUCCUCUGCAGCCACGCCGUCCGCUUCGUCAUCGACGUGGGUCUGGAAAGAAGGAAGGUGUAUAAGCCUCGGAUACGCGCGGACUCGCUGGUCACUCGGCCCAUCAGCCAGAGCCAGGCUGAGGUCCGCAAGCAGCUCCUGGGACCCUCGGCCUCAGGCAAGCUCUUCUGCCUGUACUCGGAGGACUUCGCCUCCAGAGCCAUGAAGCCCCUGCAGCCGGCCGAGAUGCAGGAGGCCAACCUGACCAGCAUGGUGCUCUUCAUGAAGAGGGUGGACAUCGCGGGCCUGGGCCACUGCGACUUUAUGAACCAGCCAGGUAGCUUUGGGCCAGCUGGCAAGCGGCCACAUGGGACCUGGUUUGUCAUGAGGCACUGUCCCUGCCAGGGGGUGAGGGGGGAGCUGUCGUCCCGGUUGGAGCAGAUCACCAGGGAUUUCUUCCGAGGGGCUGCUGGGUGGGUGUGGCCGCCAGCCUAGGGGGGCACAGCCCAGCACUUAGUCACUGAGACUCCCGGCGCCUUCAUCUUCCCAUCAGAGGUCAGCUUCCUUCCAAGACCACUGAACGGGAAGGCACCCUGGGUACUGUGUCCUGCCCGGGGAGCUGUGUGUGCCCUGGGCAGGAGUCCAGGCAGACUUCACAGGUUCCUAAGGUCCUGAGGGGCACAUGCGUGGCAGACGCUUUUCCGCAGGAGCCCUGGUGGCUCAGUGGUUAAGCAUGCAGCUGUUAACUGCAAGGCUGGCUGCCAAACCCACCAGUUGCUCUUCAGGACAAAGAGAUGGCCAUCAGCUUCUCUAACGACAGGCCGCUUUGGAACCCGCCCCGUGGCUCUGGGGUAGGCUUUGGCUUUUUCUCAGGGGCAGUACUAACAGAACAGGCAGGGAGGGAUUCAAAUCCAGCAACCACUCUGUAGGUCAAAGAUGCGGCCAUCUGUUUCUGUAGGCAUUGAUCGUCUUGGAAAGCUACAGGGCAGUUCCACUCUGUCCUGCAGGGUCACUGCGAGGUGGCCGACGCGGUGGCCAUGGGUCUGUGCUGCCUUGUGAGAGGCUUCUCUCACCUGUGGAAAUUCCCUAGAAUUUCUGUUUCUCUGUAUCUGGGCAAACCUUGAUGUGAAGGAGACGGUCCCCUCCAUUGAAGUUCCGAGAGACCCACUCUGCCCCCAGGACCCGGCAGCUCCUGGAGCUGGGCUGGGCUAUGAAGCUACCAGAACUCAGGAAGAGGGGGCAUGGAGGCUGGUCCCCAGAAGCCAAGAUGGAUACCCCAGCCUCACUUAACCCCCAGGGUCAUCAGUGUCCUCCGCUGGCCAGCAAACUCUGCAUCCACGAGUCCUGCACACCAGGGAGCUGAUGUUGGUUGUUUAGGGUCAGCAAGCCUGCUGGUGGCAAGCAGCCUCAGAGCUCAUUCUCAUGUUUGCACACCUGCCUGUUCUCGAAGGAGUGAUGACACCCCCGCCGUCGUUGAGCACUGCAGCGCGCCUGCAGCUGAGCUCACAGCCCUGUUUGCCCCGUCUUUACAGAGCAGGGAGUGCCCGGAGCUGCAGGUGGGGAGGGGACACUCUUCCCUGGCAGUGUGGUGCAGACUCCCUCGCUGUGUUUCCAUGUCUCCCCGAAACAGUCACAGAUGGUGGCUGAACCCUGAAAUGAUUGCCCUGAGGCAGCUUUCAAAUCUUAAAGCAAAAACGGGUCCCGUCACCUUAAAGCCAGACAACAGUUUAGCUUUAAAAAAAACAAACAAAAAACC